AUGAAAGGUAUUAUGAGGUUUGGUAGGAAGGGAAAGUUGAGUCCGAGAUUCAUUGGACCUUUCGAGGUCCUGGAACGAGUUGGCCUGGUAGCUUACUGUUUGGCUUUGCCCCCAACACUGUCUUCAAUUCAUAAUGUCUUCCAUGUUUUGAUGCUAAGGAAGUAUGUGACAGACCCGUCAAAUGUAGUUGACUACGAACCCUUACAGUUGAAUGACAACUUGAUCUACCAGGAGAAGCCCAUAGAGAUCCUCGCCAGAGAGGUAAAAACAUUGCGCCACCGAGAAAUUGCUUUUGUGAAAAUCGUGUGGCAUUAUCACCAGUUAAAGAAGCCACCUGGGAGUGAGAGGAUGAGAUGA
Molecule: messenger RNA, 357 nt
Organism: Benincasa hispida (wax gourd)
Lineage: Eukaryota; Viridiplantae; Streptophyta; Magnoliopsida; Cucurbitales; Cucurbitaceae
Source: RefSeq, a predicted model, not a curated record